UAAAACAUCAUUAUGCUACUCAUAGAUUAAAAGAUUUACAAAAAUUAAAUACUCAACAAUUUAAUGAAGCAAAAAGUGAAGCUUUAUUUGGACCUUUUGUUGGUUUAAAAAAAGUACAAUCAAUUAUUGACCCACCAAAUAGAGUUCAUUCAGAAUAUGAUUUAUAUGAUAAUGAUGUUUCUGUACGUAAAUUUUUAGAAGCAAUUUCAUUCAUUAUUGAAGAAAGUUUAAAUAAUGAAAUUCAAAACUUACCAUAUUGGAGCAUUAUUCAAUUAAAUGAUGCAGCUGCACAAUCAACUGUUAAUAAUAUUAAUUAUUUUUUAAUGCCAAAAAAACUUGAUAUAAGCAAUAUGUAUCAUAUGGGAAGUGAUGGUGCUAGUAUAAUGAUU
Messenger RNA from Dentiscutata heterogama, 389 nucleotides. Lineage: Eukaryota; Fungi; Glomeromycota; Glomeromycetes; Diversisporales; Gigasporaceae. The record is from the annotation of a GenBank genome assembly.